AUGGCAUCCCAGGGUAGCAUUGUUGAUAGAGGAUUGGUGAGGAUGCGGGAGGUGGUGAUACUACAAUGCAGCAUGCAGCUUGUGGGAGGUGCAGCGCUGAACACGAAGCACGGCACAAAGCAGACGCGCUGCAACGAGCGAGCCACCCGCCGGUGCUGCAAGCACACUAACCCAACCGGCUUGCAAGCCAAUGGUGGGCUGUUGGCGGGGCCUUGUGCAGGAGACUCCCCCGUAAUUUCCCUGAUGGAGUCAGUGAGGACAGUGGACUCCCCCCUGGUCGCCCGGCGGGGACCACCAGUCGUCAUCGCGCACGGUAUCCGAGGUGUAGGCCUGGGUUCCAGCAACAGGUAG
Molecule: messenger RNA, 351 nt
Organism: Verticillium alfalfae VaMs.102
Lineage: Eukaryota; Fungi; Ascomycota; Sordariomycetes; Glomerellales; Plectosphaerellaceae
Exons: 1
Coding region: 1-351 (116 amino acids)
Source: RefSeq, a predicted model, not a curated record